AUGAUAUCGUACGAGAUUUGUGUGGGGACGUCAAAUAAACGAGAGAAAGAGAAAAAACGAUUAAGCAGGGCAAGCGUUUUUCUAAAGGGCAGGAUGUCAUUUUCAGCGAUAACGGUGCCAGCACGUGCUCGGCAUAGUGCAACAGUUAUUUUUGCACAUGGUUUGGGAGAUUCAGGAGCAGGAUGGGCAUUUUUAGGAGAACAAAUGAGUGCAUUGCCUUGUUUUCAUCAUAUUAAGUGGAUAUUUCCUAAUGCGUUGCCGAGUAGGCCGGUUACUAUUAAUAUGGGGAUGAUGAUGCCGAGUUGGUAUGAUAUUCGGUCAUUGGAUGGGGUCAAUGAGGAUGAGGAUGAAGAACAGAUGCUUAAGAGUGUACAUCAAUUGCAUCGGCUCAUUACGGAAGAGGUUGAAUAUGGGAUUCAAAGUGAACGUAUUGUUGUUGGUGGGUUUUCACAAGGUAUGACGGGUUUAACAUAUGAGCGAAAACUUGGGGGUAUUAUUGCGUUAUCAGGGUAUUUGCCGUUAAGGAACAAGAUUUGUGCUAUGACUUCGGAAUCAAAUUCAAAAAUACCGAUUUUUAUGGCACAUGGAAAGUCGGAUCCUAUUGUUAAAUUUGAGUAUGGAAAAGCGAGUGCUAGCAUUUUGAGGGACCAGAUAAAACAUAAUGUUGAUUGGAAGGAAUAUGAUGGGCUACAGCAUUCCACAAACCAGCAUGAGCUUAAAGACUUGUCUAUCUGGCUCGAAAAAAUACUUGGUUGA
Pneumocystis jirovecii RU7 is the source of this 756-nucleotide messenger RNA. RefSeq names its product palmitoyl-(protein) hydrolase. Gene Ontology annotation, cellular component: cytoplasm. The coding region runs from base 1 to 756 and encodes 251 amino acids. The transcript has 6 exons. Gene Ontology annotation, biological process: protein depalmitoylation. Lineage: Eukaryota; Fungi; Ascomycota; Pneumocystomycetes; Pneumocystales; Pneumocystaceae. Gene Ontology annotation, molecular function: carboxylic ester hydrolase activity; palmitoyl-(protein) hydrolase activity. The record is from RefSeq and is a predicted model, not a curated record.